Messenger RNA from Corylus avellana, 494 nucleotides. The record is from RefSeq and is a predicted model, not a curated record. NCBI's taxonomy places the organism in Eukaryota, Viridiplantae, Streptophyta, Magnoliopsida, Fagales, Betulaceae.
GCUCCAGCAACAUGGUUUCUACAGAAGCUGCUCGAAUGACUGUUGGUGUUCUAGGAAACAUUGUCGCACUUUUCUUGUUCUUGUCCCCAGUGCCAACUUUUGUUCAAAUAUGGAAGAAAGGGUCAGUGGAGCAUUACUCACCAGCACCAUACCUUGCAACCCUAGUGAACUGCAUGGUCUGGACCUUCUACAGCCUGCCCAUGGUGCACCCGAACAGCACCUUGGUGCUGACCAUCAACGGCGCCGGGAUUGCCAUCGAGCUUACGUACUUAAUUAUUUUCUUUAUCUUCUCUGACAGGAAAAAGAGGCUCAAAUUUUUGCUGGGGCUGCUGAUUGAACUCAUAUUCAUCAGCGUUCUCACAUCUUUGGUUUUAACCCUAACCCAUUCACAUAAGGAGCGGUCUUUGAUUGUAGGCAUCAUAGGCAUUUUGUUCGGCGUCAUGAUGUAUGCUUCACCAUUGGUUGUCAUGGUUAGUCGAUCUACUAUAUAUUAG